AUGGUCAGACGUAAAUCGAAAAAAUCUUUUGUAGAGAAUACGUCCGAACUUUCGAAAAAGAUGCGUUAUACAAAAACUUUCGGUACUCCUAAAUCAAGUACAAGACGACAUGUGACAUGCGAUUGUAAUUUAUGUAAAGGUCGUAAAGUUGAUCCACUGGUCAAGGAAAGUGCAAACCAAAUAAAUGUUUCAGAUGAUUCUGUAGAUGUAGAUAUCGGUGGUGUUGAUAGUGAAAAUAAUGAUUCUAGCGCUGAAAAAACACAAUUUAGUCAUAGUAGAAUUGAUUUUCCAUUGGCUGUAACCGAACAGUAUAAUAGUGAUGAAGACCGAAAUGUCAAUGAAGACAUAUAUUCUAAAUCCGGUUACGAUGAUAAAGAUUUUGAUGUACACAAUGCAGAUAUUAAUCAAGGAUUUACGUGGAUCGUAUAUUGGAUCUUUAAAUUUCAAGAGAGAAAUCGGUUGUCUGAUACGGCCACCAACGCUCUUAUAAAAUUUAUGAGAUAUUUGUUGGUCUUGAUUGAUACAGAUUCAUAUUCAAAGUUCCCGAUAUUUUUAUAUAUGACAUGCAAAUUAUUUGGUAUCAGUGAUCAAAUAAUCAAAUAUGCAACUUGCAAAAAAUGCUGCAAAUUAUAUGCGGUAAAAGAUCUGCCAGCCGAUAGACCCUAUCAUUAUACGUUUCAAGAUUACCCAAAUCAUCCGAUGACCAGCUUAAGAUUCCCUUGUAAUGAUAUCGUUACAAAGCAGAUACCUACGAACAAAGGUUCUUUACAUAGUAGUAAACGACAUAUAGAGCCAGAAUUACUUAAAAUUGUUCAACGUUAUGUUUUUCUUGAUGAGCUAUCAACAUACGCCAAUGGUAACCAACACCUUUCGGAAUGCUUGUCCUAUAUUGCUUUUAAAGAAACAGUCGGUAGCCUUGCUGCUCAUAACGAUUUUGAUUUGAAAAAGUACUUCGAAUUUUUAUCAAUAGUAAAAGAUAUAAAAGAUAAAGCAGGAGUAGGUUCAGAAGCUUUUCCGGGAAUACUACUUAAACUAACAAAACAAGUGGAUUUACUGUCAGAAGUGUUAGAAUUAUUGGUCAAGUACUAUCAAAGCGCAUAUGAUUGUUCUUUCAUAUCAUUAUCAAAUAUUCAUAAUUCAACAUCAGAUUCAAGAGUAGUAUUACCGAAAGUAAAAUAUUUCGGUAGAUUAAGAAUAGGAGCUGAAGUCAUUGGUUCAACAUAUUCGGUAAGACAUAUCAGGUCGGUAAACAUAUUAUCGCAAUUUUCUAUCAUGCCAUAUUGGAUUUAUGAUAUGUUACCGAUACUUCAUGACUUGUUAUGA
Messenger RNA from Funneliformis caledonium, 1323 nucleotides. The record is from the annotation of a GenBank genome assembly. Lineage: Eukaryota; Fungi; Glomeromycota; Glomeromycetes; Glomerales; Glomeraceae.